UCUAGAUCUAGAAUAGCUAGUCUAGCUACAUUCUGGUUGUUUUUGGCUAUUCGGUGGUUAGUGAGAUCACUCGACCUUCAUUUGUAAAAGGCAAAAGAAGAGUGGUGGUCGCUAAAACUAUGCCUGUUGAAAAGGUUCGUGGUGGCGGUGAGCCAUUCAAAUACCCAUGGACUCUCACAUCUAAGCUGCAGCAGUUUCCUUGGAAGCUUCAAUGGAAGCAUGGUAGAGGCUUACGCUAUUAUACUUACACAUGUGUAGCACUGAUACCCCUGUUUAUGUUCUUGACUAAACAAAGCUAUGCUCCAGCCAAUGUUAAACAGUGGGAUGAAAUCAGGGCAAAGAGACGCCACUCACCUUUUGAUGUCCCUCAUGACCACUAGAUAGAUCAGUUUUAAAAAUAUCAUGGACUAUUGUGCUUUUUUUUUAGAGCUUGAAAGUUAUGUCUAGAAUGUAUUGAACAUUAAUAAACAGUUGUAAUUGUG
This is a messenger RNA of Physella acuta, 482 nucleotides long. RefSeq lists its product as uncharacterized. The record is from RefSeq and is a predicted model, not a curated record. NCBI's taxonomy places the organism in Eukaryota, Metazoa, Mollusca, Gastropoda, Physidae.